AUGUUGAAAUUUGUUCAGGAAAACCACACCAUCCCGAUCACGAAGCGUUAUCUGUGGACGGACAACACUACGGCGCUUUCUUGGAUCAGGUCGGAUCCACGCAACUACCGCCCCUUCGUUGCCCACAGAGUAGGAGAAAUUCUGGAGACUACCAGCGUAGAUGAAUGGAGAUACGUUCCAUCGUUGUCCAACCCGGCUGACGAGGGGACUAAGUGGGGCAAAGGACCGUAUUUCAGCACCGAUAGCCGCUGGUUUGCUGGACCACAGUUUCUGAGGUACCCGGAAGACGACUGGCCAACUCCACCAGAGUUAUCUUCCAUCGAGACUGAGGAGAUACGUCCUUCUGUUCUUUUCCACUUUCCGUAUGAGCCAGUCAUUCAGUUUGAAAGGUUCCCGAAGUGGGAGAGGCUACAUCGCACGGUAGCUUAUGUGCUACGUUUCAUGAACAACAUCAACGGAAAGCGGCGCAAAAUGUGUGGCGAAUUGCAACAAGAGGAGCUCCAGGCAGCGGAAGCGGUGAUCAUGAAGCAGGUGCAGUGGCAAGUGUUUCCGGACGAGAUGACAAUUCUCACGAAGAACAAGUCUGCUGCGGAAGGUGAAGCACAACCGAUCCCGAAAAGCAGUUCGCUGUAUCAACUAGUACCGGCGUUGGACGAAGACGGAGUAAUGCGACAGAGCGGACGCAUCGGAGCAGCAAAACAUGCAUCGUACAAUCUGCGGCAUCCAGUGAUUCUUCCCCGAAAGAGUGAAGUGACUACGCUCGUGGUGGAUGAGUACCACCGGAAGUAUAAACAUGCCAACCCGGAAACUGUAGUCAAUGAAAUCCGUCAGCAUUUUGAAAUCCCUCGAUUGCGAACAGUGGUGCGAAGGUGCAGCCGUGAGUGUAGGUACUGCAUACUUCGCCGAGCGCGGCCGUACAUCCCUCCGAUGGCUCCACUUCCAGCGGCCCGUCUUGCAGCCUGCAGCCGUCCAUUUAGUUUCGUCGGAUUGGAUUAUUUCGGUCCGUUGUUGGUGAAGCAAGGAAGAGCGAGCGUGAAGAGGUGGAUCGCACUUUUCACUUGUCUGACCGUGCGCGCGGUCCAUCUGGAAGUUGUGCACAGCCUGACGACUUCAUCAUGCGUUUCCGCCGUCCGAAGGUUCAUCGGCCGUCGCGGAGCACCAGUAGAAUUCUACAGCGAAAACGGGACCAAUUUUCAAGGCGCCGAACGACUUCUGCGGGAACAAAUUGAGCAGGGACUAUCCGCCACCUUCACCAGCUCGAAGUGCAAAUGGCUCUUCAUUCCGCCAGGUGCUCCACACAUGGGCGGUGCCUGGGAAAGGAUGGUCCAGUCAGUGAAAGCCGCGAUGGGUGAAGCUUACGGGGAUGGGAAACUUGACGAGGAAGGACUUGGGACUUUGGUUGUGGAGGCUGAGAGCGUAGUCAAUGCUAGGCCUUUGACGUAUCUGCCGUUAGACUCGGAGGAAUCUGAGGCACUAACACCGAACCAUUUCUUGCUCGGGAGUUCGAGCGGUAUCAAGGAACCGGGCCGGGACAUUCGCUACCAGCAGCGGAACCUUCAGAAGACGUGGGUAGAGAUACAACAGCAACUGGACAUCUUCUGGAAACGGUGGCUUAAAGAAUAUCUGCCAGUUAUUCGCCGGCAACCGAAGUGGUUCGAAGAAGCUGCGAGAGAGAUCAAGGAUGGUGACUUGGUUCUCAUUACCGAUGACGGCAGACGAAGCGAGUGGACCAGAGGACGUGUGGAGCAAGCUAUUAGAGGACCUGAUGGAAGAGUGCGUCAAGCUAUCGUGCGGACUAAGGGAGGUAGUGUACGAAGACCGGUUACCAAGAUCGCCUUGCUGGAUGUUGGAGAAACCCGUGCAGUCUUGGCCGAUGGCAAGAUGCACCCGGCGGAGGAUGUUGCCGCAAGUCUACCAAUUUACCACAGGGGUGGUGAAUCUGGUAACCCGGUCGCUGAAGGCGACGCGUCCAACAGAAACGUCACCCGCUGUCACCGAUGA
Messenger RNA from Ochlerotatus camptorhynchus, 2001 nucleotides. RefSeq lists its product as uncharacterized. Lineage: Eukaryota; Metazoa; Arthropoda; Insecta; Diptera; Culicidae. The transcript has a single exon. Gene Ontology annotation, biological process: DNA integration. The record is from RefSeq and is a predicted model, not a curated record. Gene Ontology annotation, molecular function: nucleic acid binding. Bases 1 to 2001 code for a protein of 666 amino acids.